Molecule: messenger RNA, 315 nt
Organism: Paramuricea clavata
Lineage: Eukaryota; Metazoa; Cnidaria; Anthozoa; Malacalcyonacea; Plexauridae
Source: the annotation of a GenBank genome assembly
AUGACGGACCCAAGUAAACCACCAUAUGUACACUUUUUUGGAGUAAUGGGAGCUACCUCAGCUAUGGUUUUUAGUGGUAAGUUGAAAUGAUUUCUCGAAGUCUAUGUAUGUCGCCAUCUUUGUUUGCUAUUAAAUAAAUAAAAAUGUGAUAUUUAGCUUUAGGAGCUGCUUAUGGUACGGCGAAAAGUGGCACAGGAAUUGCAGCGAUGAGCGUGAUGAGACCUGAACUGAUCAUGAAAUCUGUGAUCCCAGUCGUUAUGGCUGGAAUUCUCGGGAUUUAUGGCUUAGUUGUGGGAGCUCUGAUCGGAAAUGGCA